UUAAAUGUGGCAUGCGUCUUUUUGCCAACUUGUUUAAGCAAUAUAAAUAGGAGGGGAUAGGCUGUAUGGACUCAAGAGAUACCAAACAAAUCAGAGAAUUGAAUCAACUCAAAUAUUGAGAGAUGGAAAAGGUGAUAUUAUUAUUGCUGCUCUUCUCUCUCAACUCUCAACUAACCAUGGGAGAAGGAACUGUAAUAACAACAGGACCUAUUCCAAAAAUCUGCACUAAGAUACUCAACCUUGCUGACAAACAAGUCAAACCUCUUGGCGCCGAUGAUGAGAACGUCAUUCUUGAAUUGCUUGGAUGUGAGACGAUGACUUAUAGCACGAAUUGUAAAUAUGAAAGUCCAGAUAGCGUUACUUGUGACUGCAGUCUCGAUAAGGAUGUUUGUCGGGUGACAGAAAUUGAUUUUACAAAUCGGAAUUUGGAAGGCAUAUUACCAGAAAUAAUCGGAAAUCUUAGAAAUUUAAUAUCGUUAAAAUUGAAUUCGAACAAAUUUUCUGGCAAGAUUCCACCAUCAUAUGCAAAUUUAAAAAAUCUCAAGUAUUUGAAUCUUGGAGGCAACAAAUUUGAAGGAUUACUACCCCCAUUUCUUGGUGAUAUGAAGUUGCUUUUCUUGGAUUUAUCUGAUAAUUCAUUUAGCGGUCCAAUUCCAUCUCGACUGGCUUCCCUAAAAAAUCUAACAUAUCUGGAUCUAUCUGAUAAUUCAUUUAGCGGUCCAAUUCCAUCUGGACUGGCUUCCCUAAAAAAUCUAACAUAUCUGGUUCUAUCUGGUAAUUUAUUUGAUGGUCCAAUUCCAACUCAACUAAACUCCCUUGUAAAUCUAAAGCUUCUGGACCUUAGUAACAAUAACCUCUCUGGUCCGCUGCCCGAUCAGCUUAAAAAUCUAGUUUUUCUUGAAGAUCUCGAUGUUCAAGGAAACAACUUGAGUGGACGACUCCCAGAUUCCAUUGGACAACUACAAAGCCUCAUAUAUUUGUCUCUACUGGGAAAUAAUUUCGAAGGUCCUCUCCCUACUACUGCAUUUUCAAACUUGACAAACCUUCACGAAUUGUAUGUAAGCGACUUAGUUGGAGGAAGAGAGUCGCAGUUUCCUAAUUUUACAAAUAUGGAUUCCUUGAAAUUUCUGACAUUAAGGAAAUGUUCACUUGUUGGCCCUAUUCCUGACAUCAUCUGGAAUUUAAUGAGUCUAUAUCUUCUGGACUUGAGUUUCAAUAGUUUGUUUGGUCAAAUUCCAAAUCAUUCCACCCUGGUCCCACCCAUGGACAUAUUUCUGCGAGGAAAUAAACUCAAUGGAACAAUUCCAACAUGGAUAAUGAAUUCGACUAUGAAUAUCGAUGUGUCUGAAAAUUUUUUCACAAACGUCACACAAAUUCAAAAGUUGAAUUCAAACUCAUCUAACCUGAACUUUUUCUCAUCCCUUAAUUCCAGUGACGGGGGUACGCAUUGGGAACAUGUUGGCUAUAGCUGCAGCAGCGACCUAAAAUACCAAUUAAAUGACCAUCUAUUUAUAAAUUGUGGUGGUGAAUCAAUGCAAAUAAAUGGAAGUAUUUAUGAAGGCGAUCUGAAUUCAAAUGGAAGUUCAACUUUCUUUCUGAGUAGCAAUUCAACAUGGGGUUAUAGUAGUAUGGGAUCCUACUUAGUAACAGAUGACGUAUACAUAGUGAAUGAUGGUGUUGGUAAUGAAGCUCUUUACAGUACAGCACGUGUAUCCCCAAUCUCCUUGAAGUAUUAUGGAUUUUGUUUAAGGAAUGAUGAAUAUACUGUGAGACUUCACUUUGCUGAAUUAGUUAGAACCCCAUAUCUCUACAAAUCAGGUCGAGUUUUUGAUGUGGAUAUCCAGGGAAAGAAUGAACUUAAGGAUUUCAACAUAGAAAAGGAAGCAGAGGGUGUAAAUAAGGCUUACACUGUGGAAAUAGAAAAUGUUAUAGUUAACAAUAAUCGACUGGAGAUUCACUUAUAUUGGUCAGGGAAGGGUUCAAUGAUGUACCAAGGUCCACUUAUAUCUGCAAUUUCUGUAUAUAUUCCUAAAGAGAGCGGUUUGUCUCCUCCAAAGAUGGCUGCAAUUUCAUUAUCUGUCUUAAUUCUUCUAGUAGUGUUGAUAGUUUAUUUCUGGAUGAGGGAAGGUAACUUCAACUUCUCAAUGUCAUAUGAAGGAAUGGUCGAGUUGUAUCCUGGAGGACUUUACAACUUCCAAAAAAUAAAAGUUGCUGCCAAACAUUUCAAGAACAAGCUUGGUAAGGGUGGCUUUGGAACUUUCUACGAGGCUACACUCGACAAUGGAAUGGUGGUUGCAGUUGAAAAGGUUUCGGCCACAAAAGAUAUAAUACGUGCAUUUCGAGAAAAGGAUUCUACAAUUUCUCUCAUGGAACAUCCCAACCUUGUAAAGCUCAUGGGAUGCAUUGCAGAGAAUAAUCAAUUGUUGCUUAUUUAUGAGGAUAUAGGCCAUAAUUCCCUUCAAAAUGCACUUUUUGGUUCAGACAGGUCAAGAUUAGAUUGGCCAAAAAGGCGCAACAUUUGCCUUGGCAUAGCAGAAGGUCUAGCUUUUCUUCACGAGUGCAAGCAGAAAAUUGUCCAUGGAAAUAUCAAACCAACCAGAAUUUUCCUUGACAAGCAUGACAAUGCUAAGAUAUCUGACUUCGGAUUUUCCACGCUCCAUGACCAGGGAAAGUCACGGGAGGAAGGAACAGUGGUAUACAUGGCACCUGAAUACGCCAAAUAUGACCUCUUAACAACAAAGGCAGAUGUGUAUAGCUUUGGAGUUGUUGUACUUAUAGUUGUGAGUGGAAAAAAAGAAAAGAUUUCAAUGUCUAGCAGUGGGGCUGACACCGAGUACCUUCCAGAUCUCGCAGCACGUGAAAAGCAGAGAGAAGGGCAUUUUAUGAAUCUAGUUGACAAAACCACAUCUAACACAAUGGAUUGGAAUCAAGCAGAUACAAUGUUAGAACUAGCAUUGAUGUGCUUGAGCCAGUACCCAGAUCAAAGACCAUCCAUGUCUCAAGUUGUGAAGGUUCUAAAGGAACAACUUCCAUUGAAGGAUCUAAAGGAAAGUUUAAAGCAGCAUUCUUCUAUCAGCACUGCUUGAAUUGAAGAACAACACUGUACUACUAAUCUAUGCUGCUUUUCAGUUGUUCUCUUCGAUCUGCUGAAAUAAAUGAAUGGUUUCCCAAAACAAUUAAGUGAGCUUUCUGAAACUCACAAGUUAUGGUGUAAGCGGAUUUAAUUCCUUAAUUUGGGAAACCAUUUAUUUCAGCACAACAACUCAAAACUAGCAUAGAUUUGUACUUAACACACCACCACUUGUGAGUUUCAUAAUCUGCACUGCUUUCCUAUUUUCAAUAUUGUUUGUCUCUCCUCUCUUGCUAGUAUGUUUUACUUUUGUGAAAUAGUUGUGAUAUAUGACAUGCAUGUACAAUGCUAUUAUUUUAUAUUUUCCACUUUGUAAAUUAUAUUGUAUGUGUGUUGUGUUUCAGCAACCCUAAAAUUCAAGUUAUUGGUGCUUUGAGAAUUGAGAAUUUUUAUUUAUUUAUUUAUUUUACCAUUUCAUACU
Molecule: messenger RNA, 3551 nt
Organism: Ipomoea nil (Japanese morning glory)
Lineage: Eukaryota; Viridiplantae; Streptophyta; Magnoliopsida; Solanales; Convolvulaceae
Product: probable LRR receptor-like serine/threonine-protein kinase At1g53430
Exons: 26
Coding region: 123-3086 (987 amino acids)
Biological process (GO): protein phosphorylation
Molecular function (GO): protein binding; protein kinase activity; ATP binding
Source: RefSeq, a predicted model, not a curated record